Messenger RNA from Cuscuta campestris, 1093 nucleotides. NCBI's taxonomy places the organism in Eukaryota, Viridiplantae, Streptophyta, Magnoliopsida, Solanales, Convolvulaceae. The record is from the annotation of a GenBank genome assembly.
GCCCAAAAUCCCAAUCCAGCUCCAAGGGAAGUUACGCAGACGCCAUGCGACUCUUCAAGCUAUGAACAGCCACAGAGAUGGCGUUCCACGGCGAUGGGUCCACCCGGGAAAGAGCAAUCCCCGCCGGAGACUUGAUUCAACGACAUGUGGAAACAGAUUUGACGACUGGGACAGCCGUCGGCGACUCAGCGAUCCAUACCCGCGGCGGCACGAACCUCCAAACUGAACUAACAGCGGAGCUAGUGUCAACCGCCGGGUUCAGCGACCAGUACAGUAGCGGCGGCGGCCAUCGAGGCAUCCUGACCAAAGCGCAGUUUCUUAAGCACUCACCAUUACACGAUGGCACCUCCAUAGCUCCGCCCGUAUGUCAGAUUCUAUUGUCUAUGAUAAGGUGGCAAAGAGCCAUUGCAGAACACAAAGAAGAGGGGGAGUGUGGUCAGACCUACAACUUUGUGCUCCAAUGAUCCCUUCUAUCACAUUUGGUUGCGAGGUUCAGUGAAAUAAGGCAACUGCGUACAACAUAAUGGUCGGUGGCCUCAUCUGAGAAAAAGCUUACGAGUAUAGGACUUUAGCAGUUCCUCUGUAACUCAAAUUCCUCUUCAGUGUUCCAUGCAAAUCCACCAAUUUAGAAAGCUUCUUCUUCUGUGUCUCGACCCUAGCACAUGCGAUGGUCGAAUUCAUGCAAGGCAGGGGCACCGAUUCAAUAAUUGGGAGGGUUAUUUUGGCAUUUUUCUCACACCUUUGUGCAUAUUGAAGCUCUGUUCUCAUCUUUUUGCACCCAAUGUUCAUGGAUUGGAUUUUCCUUCUUGGAAUAUGGAAAUUGAAAGAGUUGUGUGGACAUGUGUAUUAUUUUAGUAUUUAACAGUUACCAAUGAAGUAGAAACAUCAUCUUACUUUGGGUCUCAUAGAAGUCUCUAUGCAGGGAAUUUAUUAUUUGAACGUUUGUGCUAAUUCCAGCUGCUACUUGAUGAGGAAUAAUUACCAGUCCUAGCAACUUGAGUAGCGAUCACUGGACAGUGAUUGUUUUGGGAGGCAAUGAUACUACGAAGUUGGGCAUCACUUCUCUUUUGCUCCAUAAAUAUUUUUUCAGAAC